AUGUCAAGUGAACAAAUAGGAAUGUCACUGUUUUCAUCAUUAUUACCAUUAACAACAGAAGCAAGAGCAACAGGAAAAAAUUCAGGAUUCCAACGAAGAUCUACUUCAAUUGACUUAGAAUCAGGAAAAAUUGAUGAGUGCAUCAAGGUUGCACCACCAUAUAAUCAUGAUAAAAAAAAUCGCCGGUUCAUUGCUUCAACAUCCAACAUUCCGGAAAAUUCUCAAUUAUCAAUAGUGAAAACUGAUUUAUCACAUAAUUUAUUAGCAGCCGGAAAUGUAUCAUUGGAAAAUUUUGUUGGUUUACAAUCAUAUCGUGCCAUUUCAACCAAUAAUUCAUGCAUCAAUAUGCGAAAAAAUGAGCAGUUGGAUGAUUUUGAUAUGAAUAUUCGGAUGACUCACAAGGAUAAUCAUUUGGCUAAUAAUUCGAUAAACUUUUCAUCGUAUCAACCAUCAACAAUGGAUGCAAAAAUUUCAAAUAACUUUCCAAUUCAUAUGUUACCUUUAACAAAUCCAUCAUCACAUAAUAAUUAUUUGGAAUAUCAUAGCGUACCAUCGACAACAAUAAUAACUGCAGCAGCAACAACAGUAACAGCAACAACAACAAAUAACAAUGUUAUAGGAGAAACAAAAGCGGUAAUGUUGGAUGAAAGAUAUCGUGGUGAAUUAUCAAUUCUGGAAAAGUAUCGUUAUGAUCUCAGUCGAGCUCAACUUAAAGCAAGUUCACGGACAUCAGCUUUACUAGCAGGUUUUGCUAUGGUUGCCUUGGUGGAAUUGCAAUACGAGCGAACAACGCCACCUUUUUUACUGAUAACACUUGGUGUAGUGACAACACUUCUUGUAUCCGUUCAUCUUCUUGCACUGAUGAUGUCAACAUGUAUAUUACCUUACAUUGAAGCGAAUGGUUGUACCCAAGAUUCACCUCACAUUCGAUUAAAAUUCUAUAUCGAUCUAUCCUGGUUAUUUAGUACAUGUAUUGGUUUGGUGUUGUUUCUUAUUGAAAUUGGUAUAAUAUUUUUUGUAAAAUUUUAUGCAGUCAACUAUAUUACUGCUGCUUAUAUAACCACUGCUAUGCUCAUACCUGUUGUAGUGGUGUUUACGAUAUUCUCAUGUCUUAUUCAUAAAAAUCGAUUUAUUCAUUCAAUAAAUCGUGUUGGAUCAAAAGCGAUUGAUUUGCAAAAAUUUUUGAACGAAAAUAAUGCAGCAAUAGGAAGCAGCAUUCCAAAUACUACUACAGCUACAUCUAUUGAACGACAUCUGGUAGGUGCUGGUUUACAUGGUAUUCGAGUUAUCCAUCAUUGA
This is a messenger RNA of Brugia pahangi, 1299 nucleotides long. The record is from the annotation of a GenBank genome assembly. Lineage: Eukaryota; Metazoa; Nematoda; Chromadorea; Rhabditida; Onchocercidae.